UGCCUUUUUGUGGUCAGUUUCCUAUUCCCACCACCUAUCACUUUAUCCUAGCCUUUGCAAUGCACACUGCACAAAACUCUUCAUAUGUAUAACUCUAGAGACUGGCAUGUGUGCUGAAACACUCAAGACAACUCUAUUCGUGCGUUUUACAUUUCCAGUCACUCAUUUUUUUCUGCUCAAACCGAAGAAAACUGGGUACUCAGUGUUUUCUCAGAAACAGUGACGCGGAUUUUCAGGCAUCUCCACGCAGGACUCUCACAUCUCCCCUCCUUUAGGCAGCGCAGUGAAGGAGAGAGCUGCUCUACACACAGCAGCAUCAUCAGCAGCAACAGCAGGCAUCAAACCCAGCGCUUGCCGGGGUGCUUUGCCCCCCACUUAAGACAUGGCGUCUGAAAACCGAUCGAUGGCAGACCGCUGAGGAAGAGGCGUGAGUGAUGGAGUCUCUGUUCGGAGGGGAGCUAGGAUUGCUGGGAGGAAGUGAGGGACUGAAGGAGGAUGGCUGCUGGGCGGGAUCACCCUUACCUGAGGAUAUGUACUCAGCCUCCCACUUUGCCCUCAUCAGCGCUUACCAGGACAUCAAGACCCGACUGGCCGGCCUGGAGAGGGAGAACACAGACAUCAAAAGGAAGCUGAAGCUUUACGAGAUAAAGUUUCCCACGAUCAAUGACUUUGGUGAAGACAGGAACUCCUACUGCUCCUUUGAGCCCAAAGACACGGCCCUGCUCCAGUCUGAGAACGACAACCUGCAGCAGAGAAUCAACAUCCUCACCCAUGAGCUUCAAAAGAGUAAGGAGCGGGAGGAGCAGCUGGAAGAUGUUAUUCAGGCCUAUGAGAAGAUCCACAUGGAGAAGACUAAUCUCCAGAGAGACCUGGACAAGAUGACAUCUCUGGUGGAGAAGCACGUGGAGCGUAUCCACAGUCUGGAGGCUGCUCUGAGGCAGCGAGACAGCUCUCUACACAAAUUCAACACACAACUGCACAGCAAAGACAUGCAGUACCUGCAGCUACAUGCCAGUCCUGACACACACAGGCUAGACUGCCCAGCUUUGACCCUCCAGAGCUCCCGCAGUCUGGAUACUCUCUCCGACCUGAAACUGCAGCGGUUGGAGGCAGAGCUAGAAGGGGCACGGCAUGAGGCCCAAGGAGCGUGUCAGAGGGAGGAGGAGCUAAAAGCUGAAUGUGAGAGACUGCAAAAAGAUCUAAGAGAGCUUCAGAACAACCAGAGACAACAGGAUGUGAGCUCCACUUGUGCCCAGUGUGACAUGGAAUGGAUAAAGAAGGUGGGAGAUGAACAAGUGAAUCUGGCUCUGGCCUACACUGAGCUGACUGAGGAGCUUAGCAGGCUGCAGGCACUCAGCACCAAACAGACUGAGAUCCUGAGAAAAGCCUCACAGGAAGACACAAGCCCAGUUCAACGCCAUUCUCCUGUGCCACACCAGAGGCACUCACCUGUUCCACAGCGGCACUCCCCCAUUCAGCAACGUCAUUCCCCAAUCCAACAGCGUCAUUCCCCAAUUCAACAGCUCCAUUCCCCUAUUCAGCAACGUCGCUCUCCGGUGCUGCAGCGUCUCUCCCCGGACAUGCACCGCCGCUCGCCCCUGGCUGAACUUAACGAUGGCCCAGCUUCCUACACCUGCAGACCCCCCACUCAACACCUAAGAGCUAGUUUCCAAGGGCGCCGCAGUUACUCAGAGGUUGCAGACCCUUCGGCCUAUCAGCGUCCACCACGUUUCACCCUUGACCCUGUUUCCACCUUGCCUAAGCCCCGUCCUUAUGUUGAGAGUUACCACAAACAGCAGCAGCAACAGCAACAGCAGCAGCAACAUGGCCAUAUCCUGGCUCAAAGGCGAGGCUCCCAGCCUGGGAUUCAGACCAUAGGAGGGGAAGGAAGUAUGGCUGAAUCACCUAGACACACCAGAGAGCUCUCUUUCCAGCAUGCAGAAUUGUCACAUCUGCAUUAUGAGCCUCAGCCUGCUCCAGCAGCACUACAUACCUCUCCCCAGCCACCACACUCUUCAGAGGAUGAGGAAGAGUGGACCUGCCCUCACCCCAUCAGUCCCCCGCGGACACUGGGGACUUCUGGCCCCACCUCCAGCAUGAGAGGCCCUGCUUCCUGUUCAGCCUUCCCCAUCCCACCUCGCCCUAACACUUUAAGCUGCCACCCACCUGGAUACCUGCAUGCAGAACAUGCCCAGUCUUGGCCUUCCAUUAAUCUGUGGAUAGAGACCGAGGAGGAAAGUGAUGUGAGGAGCUGCCCGCUGUGCCAACUCAUCUUUCCUGUCGGCUACCCCGAUGACGCCCUGAUCAAGCACAUUGACUCACAUUUGGAAAAUAGCAAGAUUUGAGGCCACAACCAUCGCACUGUUCCUUAAACCCACUUUAACACCCAUCAACUGUUCCAACAGUUUUAGCUGACUGAAUUAAAAAGGAGAGAGCGAGCCAACUAAGGCCAAGUCCUCAUAACCUGAGGAUUAGCAGAGAUUUACAGUAUGUAGUGUCUAUGGUUAUAAUUAGAAAUGGCACUAAGAGAUAAAGGAUUCACAACAACUUUCUAACAUAAUGUUGGCUUAAUUUAAUUCUUUCAAUUAUUGUCUAUUUUGAUAUCAAGCUAAAUCUUAGAGCUGUUACAGACCGACUCUCCUUAAAACAGACAGUAAUACAGUCAUAUACAGAUGCACCGCAAUAAACAUAAUGCUCAUUUGGCUCCAGGCAGAAAAAAAAACCAUGAGGCUUUAUUUCAACACAGGAUAUUUUUUGCUGUGCAGGAUCUAAUCUGUUAUUUUAAACUAUAGCUUCCAUGAUCCUUCACUGCAUAUUUCAGGCCUGCCUAUAGAGGCACAUCCAUAAGCCACACAAUUAGUUAAACUUCAUCAUGAGUGAUUGAAGACUGUGUAAAUUUAGAGAGGUUGGUGUCCUGCAGGGCAGGACAUCAUAGCCAUUUCAAUAUAUAGUACACUGGCCAAUGACUACAUUUGUAAGUUGGUCUAAAUUUCAGCACUUUAUACAAACCCUUACUAUCUAUAAUUUAUCUUUACAAAUAUUACUAACACUAAAGCAAAAAGAUACAGUAUAGACUUCAUUUAUUUUUAAUAUUACCAAAUAUGAUGUUUCUCUUAAUUACAUCUUAUAUUGAUAGAAUGUUAAAACCCUUUAACAAAACUAUACAUAUAGAUGUAUGUAGUUCAUAAUACAACACACACGUCAACACAGUAUGUCAACUUGGAACUGCAUCUAUUGUCUUCCUGUAUCCAAAGUUCUGGAAUGAAGAAAACUAAAGAAAAUUACCAGGACAUAAAAUCCAUGCUACAAAUUACUCCAAAAACCAACAUUAGAUUCUAAUAACUAACAAAUGACCAAUGGAUAUCGCUCAUACUGGAUCAUAGAAUGGUCUGAAGGUCAAAAACCCCUAAACGAAAUAUAAUGAUGGUGCAUUUUUUCAACACAGCGUUAAUAUGAAUGUCAAAGUUAUUCUACUUAUUACACGCCCAUAACCCUUUUCCGAGUCAGCACUCUCAGACUGACUCAUUUUCCAGUGAGUCAAUAGUAUGGAUGUAUCUAAGUUGUACUUGACAAAAUAAGGAUCCUUUUUAUGACCAAAUUGCAAAGCUGUUGUAUCAAAAUGCUUUAUGUACUAUAAAUGUACUUGAUCUGUAUUUAAAACUAUUUAAGUGUAUUAAAUUGUAAAAUCUACUCUGUAUAUAGAUAGGCAUUUUGCAAGCUCAGAGGAGAGAAAUUCGCUUGCCGAAGAGCUGAAGGAAAGUUUGCUAAGCACUACAUGUGUUGGUUUAAUUCUACUCUGGAGGCAAAAGACAAGAAUUCAGUAAGCUAUGUUAAUUAGCUACCUUUCUAGCUGUUCUCUCUAGAGUGUGUCCUGUAUUGUGAACUCUUUUUGCAAUUUAUAUUACCAUUGUGAAUAGCCAGGACACUUAAUAUCCCAGUGACCCAAUUACUGAGUUACUAAAGAGAGAAAAUAGAACAGCAUGAGCACACCAGUAAAGCCUAAAUUACAUACCCAAAUAUAGCUAUGAGCAGACACUGGCUGCAACAUAGCAAGGGAAGACCACCCAGUUUAAAUGCACUGUCAAAAUUAUAAACAGGAAAUGAUGAAAGACAGUUCAGUAUCCUGAUGGCUGAGAAACACACUUUAUAUCAUGCUAUGUGAAGAGGAUCAUUUAGUCUGGCCACAUCAGUGACCAAGAAAUUAGCAAACAAUACACUAUAACCAUCACAGAGGCCGAUUGGGAAAAACCAGGUUUAUAUUUUGACUGAAAAUAAUGACCAAGUACCAAUCAAGCAUACCAUCUUCAUAUUGGUUAAAGUGCAAAGCCUAAUGUUUUUAACUUGCGGCUCAGACGUGCAGACCGGUGCAUGCGCAGGGUGUCUGCUUCAAAAUCACACAACAGCACAUACAACUUGCACACAUUUUUGGUCAGUCUAGCACCUUUAUCCUACAGUGUAGAAACAAAGCAAAAUGUAAGCCAUUAUUCACAAGAGUUCACUCAGGAGUUAUUUAAAGAGCUAUUGCUGAUGUUUCUCAUCCUUAGACCUGACUUCUCAAAAAAAUUAAAAAUAAAUAAAUAAAUAAUGCAAGCCCUCUCUGGAUCUUCUUCUCUUCUAGCCCUGUUGUUUGGUGUGUGACUACUUUGUGAUAUUCUUAAAUAACUCAGGGGAUAAGACUUUGUGAAUAUGGCUCCUGUAACCGUGCACUCCAAAAUAUCAUUCACAGGAAUGGAGUGAUCACUUGCCAAAUCUGUGAGAGCAGAGAGAGCACUAAAGAGUUAGGUUCUCAUAGACAUAUUUUUGUGAUAGCAAGAAGUGACUUUCAAAAGUCUAUAAGAAGAAAUAUUCAAAAGAAAUGCAUAACGUGUCAUAUUUUAUUGUUUCUGUAAAUAAAAUGGUAAAUAAAAUGGAACAUGCACUCAA
Hemibagrus wyckioides is the source of this 4923-nucleotide messenger RNA. RefSeq names its product TBK1 binding protein 1 (gene tbkbp1). Gene Ontology annotation, cellular component: cytoplasm. Bases 435 to 2345 code for a protein of 636 amino acids. The record is from RefSeq and is a predicted model, not a curated record. Gene Ontology annotation, biological process: canonical NF-kappaB signal transduction. The transcript is spliced from 10 exons. NCBI's taxonomy places the organism in Eukaryota, Metazoa, Chordata, Actinopteri, Siluriformes, Bagridae.